GCGCCAGCAAACGCCCAACCCACACAAACCACCACCACCACCCCCACAUUGGACCCCCAAUUUCGCCGCCACCCUUCGAACUUCAAUGAAGCAACGACGCGGCGCCGGUGGCAGUGCGGUUCCCGUCGCGCGCGCCGCCCAACUUGGCGACGGAUCCGCUCAGAUUGCGGCCAGACGCCUCGUACCUUCAAGCAUCAUGUCCAUCCUGGCUGCGUUCGCCGCGAUUUGGCUCAUCUCGCGUGGCCCGCCUGGCUCCUUCCGCUCGGGCAGCAGCGAAGCGAUGACGGCGCUGGUGACGCCCGCACACGCCCCACGCACGACGGAUCUCUCGUUGUUUGCUGGAGAGCACCAGCGCAGGCUGUACUGGGGCUCGUACAGGCCGAACGUGUACUUUGGCAUGAAGCCGAGAGCGCGAACGCUGCCGUUGCUGACUGGGCUCAUGUGGCUCGAUCACCGCAUGCCAGACCCCAUCGGAGCGAUUCGCCAUACAUGCGAGGAAGCAGACCAUCUGCGGCGGUAUGGCUGGACAAAGCACGACGGCACGACCUACGGCAGGCAGGAGCUGUUGGAUGUCGGACUGUCGCUGACGACCGAGUUUGCAAAGGACCUCUCGCGGCCAUUGCAUCCCGAGUACAAGGCACCCGAGAAUGCACACCCGGAAUUUGUGGACGGCGGCGACUGGGCGGCCCGCGUGUCGGUCAAACCUUCCGCGCGCUCAAAGCAGCAGCAUGGCGCCGACGGGCAACCCGAGCAGAACUUUGUGUCCCUGUUCUUUUACGCGCUCAUUGACACAUCCGACGCCGAUGGACACGCGCACCUGGGCUCUGGCGACUACGCCCUCCAAGUCCUCCCCGACGAAACGACCGACAGCUCCAUCACCAUCCAGGGCUCGACUCCCUCUGUCGGCACGUUCCGCUUGCAGCUCAAUGUGCGCGCGUCCGAGCAGGCCGAGUUGCACUGGACGGCGGUGGCCACACCGCACGUCCACAAUGUGACGGAUCAACUGCGCCACCUGUUGCGUGAGCAAAUUCGCAGCGCCCGUGUCCUGGCCUUGCCCAACAAGAGUCCCGCCACGCGCGACGCCAAUCUGGUGCUGAUUCAGCUCUCUGCGGAAGUUCCCGUGGUGGCCGAUCUUGCCUUUUAUUUGACGACGCCCACCAGCGCCGCCCCGUCCUCCUUCGCUGACGCAGCAACCUUGACAUCGGUGCUGGCGCAGCGCGAGGCUCAGUUUGACAGGGACUUUGAGGAUCGCUUCCACACCGCCAGCAACUUUAACAAGACAACCACUGCGUUUGCGAAGGCCGCUUUGAGCAAUCUGCUUGGAGGCAUUGGAUACUUUUACGGGCGCGCAAAAGUCACGACUGGGAUUGAAGGCGACCCCAUCGUGCCCUCACGGCCCAUGGCUUUGUUCACGGCGGUUCCCUCGCGCUCGUUCUUUCCGCGAGGCUUUGUCUGGGACGAGGGCUUUCACGAGCUGCUCGUCUUGAAGUGGAAUCCAGACCUCACGCGCGAUAUCUUGGCGCACUGGUUUGAUUUGAUGAACCAGGAUGGCUGGAUUCCACGCGAAGUGAUUUUGGGUGCCGAAGCCGAAAGCCGCGUUCCGGCGCAGUUUGUCGUUCAACGCGCGACGCAUGCCAAUCCACCCACCUUCUUGAUUGCCCUUGAUCGCAUGCUGCGCACGGUGCAGGUCAGCCAGGACGAAGCCGCCAAGCAACGCGCUUUUCUCGUUCGCCUCUACCCCCGACUCCAGACCUGGUUUGCCUGGUUUAAUCGAACUCAGUCCGGUCCUGUUGCCGGAUCCUACCGUUGGCGCGGACGAGAUGCGACGACUGAUCGAGAGUUGAAUCCGAAGACUCUCACUUCGGGAUUGGAUGAUUUUCCAAGAGCCUCCCAUCCGUCAGACGACGAGCGCCACGUCGAUCUCUUUGGGUGGAUGUCUCUCGCAGCACGCCUCAUGCACAAGAUUGCCCUCAUUUACGAGCAAGAGCUCUCGCCAGACAUCAUCCUCCCGCACGGUUUCUCCACGUCCAAGGACUACCAACGGCUGGCAGAGUUGCUCGAUGCGCAGCAGCUGAAGCGUUUGCAUUGGAAUGGCGAGGCGGGAAUGUUCUGCGAUUACGGCAAUCAUACCGAGCAGGUCAAACUGGUCUGGUACACGCCUCCUCACGUCCGCGAAGGGACCAAUCUCGUGGCUCAGCGACCGCAACAAAAGCGAGUGCUUUCCAGCCCGAAUGCCAGGCCGACGCUGCAGCUGGUUCCUCAACUUGGCUAUGUGUCGCUCUUUCCUCUUCUGCUGGGCGCGAUCAAUUCGGACGACGAGGUUGUGCCUGCCAUGCUGCGCAGCAUGCGCGACCCGGAUCGCCUUUGGACGUCGUUUGGGUUGCGCUCCUUGUCCAAGGACAGCCGCUUUUACCUCAAGCACAACACCGAGCACGACGGUCCGUACUGGCGCGGCCCUGUGUGGAUUAACAUGAACUAUCUGGCUCUCGGGGCGCUGCAUCGCAUUGCGCAGUCCGAGUCUUCGUCGGCGGCGGUUGCGCAAAACGCGGGCCAAAUCUACAGCGAGUUGCGCAGCAACAUUAUUGGGAACAUGCUGUCCGAGUACCAUCGCACGGGCUACAUCUGGGAGCAGUACGACGUCGUGCCCGAGAAUCUGGGCAAGGGCAAGGGUUCGCAUCCGUUUACGGGUUGGUCUGCGUUGGUUGUGUUGAUUCUUGGCGAGGUGUAUUGAUGUCGACAAAGUGUGGUGUGGUUUCGAAUAAACCGUCACCAAGCGUACCAGUCGAGCAAGCUGCUUUUGCUUGCGAAUGGGCGUAUUUUUG
Messenger RNA from Capsaspora owczarzaki ATCC 30864, 2822 nucleotides. RefSeq names its product mannosyl-oligosaccharide glucosidase. Lineage: Eukaryota; Filasterea; Ministeriida; Capsasporidae. Gene Ontology annotation, cellular component: endoplasmic reticulum membrane. Bases 86 to 2731 code for a protein of 881 amino acids. The record is from RefSeq and is a predicted model, not a curated record. The transcript is spliced from 4 exons. Gene Ontology annotation, biological process: oligosaccharide metabolic process; protein N-linked glycosylation. Gene Ontology annotation, molecular function: Glc3Man9GlcNAc2 oligosaccharide glucosidase activity.